This is a messenger RNA of Lineus longissimus, 2597 nucleotides long. RefSeq names its product serine/threonine-protein phosphatase 6 regulatory ankyrin repeat subunit B-like. The record is from RefSeq and is a predicted model, not a curated record. Gene Ontology annotation, cellular component: cytosol. Gene Ontology annotation, molecular function: NF-kappaB binding. Gene Ontology annotation, biological process: cellular response to tumor necrosis factor; intracellular signal transduction. Lineage: Eukaryota; Metazoa; Nemertea; Pilidiophora; Heteronemertea; Lineidae. The transcript has 2 exons. Bases 151 to 1596 code for a protein of 481 amino acids.
UUCAUGGACGAACAGCAACAAUCAGCUGCACCUAAAGUGAACGCUCUAACACGUUCCCACCUCGCGUUCCUUGGUCACCCGAACCGGAUGAAGACGCGAACGCGCUCAUUACGCACAAUACAACAUCGCACAUCCUAGCCAUACCACUUGAUGCACCAAAAGACCUCGCCGCCAGGUGCCGGACAGCAUGGUCGCAAACGUCGGAAGAAAAACAACAUAAAAACGUGGCGGACAUCAUAUGCAGACUGGAAACAAGAACCUUGGUCCUGCAAAAUCACAUUUUUUGACUGCAAAUCUCGCGAGAUGAAUCCAAUAUUCAGCAUGGAGGUACCGUUAAAAAUGGACAAUUCCACCGCGGCACUACUUUUCUACGACGCGGUGGUAAACAAUGAGUUAGAUGCGGUGAAAAAGAUUACGGAUUUGUACAAAAUAGAUCUGAAUGCGAAAUUCACGGAAGUCCGAAAAGCGAAUUAUAAAGAUUUGUGUCCGGUUCACCUAGUUGCUUAUAAAGGUUAUCCGAGGAUGCUCCAGUUCUUAUUAGAUCAGAAAUGCGAGGCUAGUAUUUCAACCUCGAUUAUAAAGCGCCAGGCAAUUCAUUAUGCUGCUCUCAAACACCAGAUGGCGUGUUUGAGGAAGCUACUGAACGCUGGGGCCGAGGUGAACGCACGUGAUACCUUUGGCAAUUCUCCGUGUCAUUAUGCAGCUGAGGAUGGAAACUGUGAUAUUUUACGGGAAUUAAUCAACAGAGGGGCAGAUGUCAAUAUGAGAGACAUCACAUGGAAAACUCCACUUAUGAAAGCAACCAGAAACGGGAAAGCGCGUGUGACCGAAAUGCUAUUGAAAGCGGGAUGUGACGUCAACAUCCGGGACAAAUACAGGGACACAGCCUUACAUUUCGCAACACGAAAUGGUUCCCUGACCAUCCUGACAAUGUUGUUAAAUGCAGGAGCGGACGUGAAUGUCCAGAAUCAUUGGGGACUGACUCCAUUGAUGGAAGCCGUCUGCUACAACCAAAGAGAGGCUGUGUCUCGCCUCAUUGCUCGGAACUGCGACCUCUAUCGGCGAGAAAUCAAAACUGGUGAUACGGCACUCCAUAUUGCUGUGAAGAAGAAUUAUUCUGUGAUUGCCGACAUGCUUUUGUCAGCUGCUGGUUGGGAUCGCUAUGUUUAUAAUUAUAACAGGGAGUCGCUAUUACACGACGCAGUGAUCUACAACAGGGUUGACAUCGUCAAAUUAUUUGUUUUCAAGAACUUUGACCUUGACAUCCCGGGAAAGAUUCUCCCAAACGGAAAGAUUAAAACUAUUGUUCAAUUGGCCAUAGACAAAGGGAAUGCAGAAAUAUGUCGUCUGCUUUCCGAUGUGACUUGUCUGUCUCUUGUAGCCGAGGCUGAACGCCUCCAUCACAGCCGCCAUGUUGGUCCGAAACGGGAACCAGAACGCCCAGUGAAAAGUCUUAAGCAAUGGUGCAGGAAGUACAUCCGCAAGUCACUAGGUUAUAAGAUUUCUGAUAAGGUUGAGACUUUGCCUAUCCCCUCUACUUUAAAAGAUUUCGUUUUGUUGAAAGAACUUGGGAUUGAAGUUGCAAACAAUCGAUGAUUAGUGUGACGUCACUUUAGUGGAUUCUGCCGUCAUCAUUCGCGCAGCUGUUGUAACGCCUUUCACCAUUUUGUUCGUUUAUAUCAAAUCCCGAAAGUUGGAGAUCCUAGAAUACGCUUCUUGCCCCUCCCUUAUGUUUUAUAUGCCUUGUAUCGCAGUGUUCUCCGAAGAUUUCUAAAGAACUGAAGACGUCAAUUCGAAACAUUCGUAACUCCCCUCAAUCAGCAUUUUUGAGCCUUCGGAUCGUAUUUGGCUAUAAAACCCCUCUGCUCAAUCAUAACCAAACUUUCUAAACCGUACACGCAUUAUAGAUGUCUCCUUUUGGCCGAUACUGACCGGAAGGGCCAAAUUGCUCCCUGAGGAAAGUGGCAAAUAGGCGUCAUCGCAAAAUAAUCAUGAUAGAUGAGCAUCCAUCUCGCUUAUAAACAAGAUGGCUGGUUAUAAACAAGAUGGCUGCUCGAAGUGUCGCAAUGUUGCCAAUGUGAUGUUCUAAUGGGGAACUCAAAAGUGAGGUAGAAAUAUAUAUUUUGGCUCUUUUAUGUACGCUGUUCAAUGUAUUGUAAGAAGCUUAUAUGAUUGUUUCAGUGUUGAUAGCAACUUUUGCACCUGCUGUUGAUAAACGGUUUUGAAAUAAGGCUAACGUCAGAGCACUGUUCUCACAGAAAAUGAUAUAAUUAAGGCUGGUUCCGGAGGUUCUUUGUGUAAAGAUGUAUUCACUCACUACAAACUCGGCCAGCAACACAACUUGCAAGAAACCUGCAAAGUUAUUAUGGGUGUGGUGUACGUGCAUUGAGAUUGCAAGUACAAGUACAUGUAAUUAAAACGGCCAUUUUAUUGACCAAUAAAACCCCCCCCAUACAGUUGUUUUAAGGUCUGAAAAGCAGGAUUGCGGGCUCAUGAUAGGUCAGUUCGACAGGAAGCGUUGAAAAUGCUGCUUGAGAAAAGUCAGUGUUGAACAUAUCGGGACCUGGUUGGGCCAUGCUGAUAUGAAUGACUGUGAU